Messenger RNA from Eupeodes corollae, 1413 nucleotides. RefSeq names its product SPEG neighbor protein-like. Gene Ontology annotation, biological process: synapse organization. Gene Ontology annotation, cellular component: neuron projection membrane. NCBI's taxonomy places the organism in Eukaryota, Metazoa, Arthropoda, Insecta, Diptera, Syrphidae. The record is from RefSeq and is a predicted model, not a curated record. The coding region runs from base 459 to 1325 and encodes 288 amino acids. The transcript is spliced from 8 exons.
ACACAGAAUUAACAUCAAAAUGAGCGUGAAUAUUUGUAUUGCUGUUGGAAAAUAAAUAAAAAACAGUACCUCAGUCUUGAAAUUUGUGCAAAAAUUAUAAAAGGAAAUUAAAUCUUAGCGGAACAAUUGGAUUUUUUGAAGUCAAGUGUUUUAAAAACAAACUAGUGAUUUGAGAGACUUUUGCAAUGAUUUCAAUAAGAACAAAAAAGAUAGGUUAAGAGCUAGUCUCAAAUAAUAUCCUUAACAACGAAAAUAUCACGUCUCAAUUAAAAGUCCUUACAAGUCCUUAAAUAAACAUACAAACACAUAAUUCAAAGUUAAUGAGAAGGCAAUGUAGGUAUUCAUAAAUGUAGAUAAUAAUACAAUUUCUUUGAUUAAGUGCCAAUCCAAAAGAUUGGAAAAAAUGAAAUGUACUCCAAUUCUUGUCAACAUUUCGAAAGUAAAUAAGGGAACAAAACAUGUGUUCUUCUAUCAAAUAUUCCAUUGUGGUUUGGACUUUUUUGUACAUUUCUAUUGAUGGUAAUCAAUUUGAGUUAUAUAGCUAUGAUGAUAUUUUUACAACACCAGUGUUUACUAAUAAUGAGAGGCACUCAAAGAUUUCAGGAUUUUUCGAUCUCAGAUUUUCUCACAACAUCACAACAAUUGCGGGCCAGGCCGCAUUUUUGAAUUGUAGAGUCCGAAAUAUUGGAAGGAAAACAGUAUCAUGGGUACGGCACUCAGACAUAAAUUUACUUACGGUCGGAAAAUAUACAUAUUCUUCAGAUGAGAGAUUUGUUCCUUUGCAAAAUGACGAAACGGGAGAUUGGACAUUGCAGAUAAAAUAUGCAGUUCCAAAAGAUUCCGGGGCUUAUGAAUGCCAAGUUUCGACCACUCCACCUAUCGGUCUCGUUAUAUUUUUAUCAGUUGUUGAACCAAAAACAACAAUAAUUGGCGGGCCCGAUAUCUAUAUCAACACUGGAUCAACGGUUAAUCUCACCUGUAUCAUACUUCAAAGUCCCUUUCCACCACAACAAAUUCAGUGGAUGCACAAUAAUAAGAAAAUAAAUUAUGACUCUCCACGAGGUGGGGUUUCAGUGAUAACGGAAAAAGGAGAAACGACCACGUCGUACUUACUAGUGCAGCGAGCUAAGCCAGGAGAUUCUGGAAAAUAUUCUUGCAUUCCAUCAAAUGCUAAUACAUAUUCAGUUAAUGUUCACAUAUUAAAUGGAGAGAAUCCGGCUGCAAUGCAACACACCAGUGAUAAGGGAUCCAUUGGAAUGUUAUCGCUCUCAAAAACCGCAACUAUCCUAACAAUGUUUCUCACGAUAUAUGUUCUUCAAAUGUAAAAAUGUUAAUAAUUUUUGUUUUACUUAAUAUUUGCACUCCCUUAAUUCCGAAAAAAAAAUCAUAAUUAAACUUGUUCAGACAGUAUAA